Messenger RNA from Dermatophagoides pteronyssinus (European house dust mite), 1881 nucleotides. Its product is annotated as phosphatidylserine lipase ABHD16A. Gene Ontology annotation, biological process: phosphatidylserine catabolic process; monoacylglycerol catabolic process. Gene Ontology annotation, molecular function: glycerophospholipase activity; monoacylglycerol lipase activity. The record is from RefSeq and is a predicted model, not a curated record. Gene Ontology annotation, cellular component: endomembrane system. NCBI's taxonomy places the organism in Eukaryota, Metazoa, Arthropoda, Arachnida, Sarcoptiformes, Pyroglyphidae.
AAUUAACCAAAUAUUUUUUACUAACAAUUUGGCUUCAAACAAAAACAUUCACAACAAAAAUAAACUCAUUCAUUUUGAUAAAAUUUUCUUAAUAUUCACAAAAAAAAUGUCUCUUUAUGAUUGUAUUUUUGGUCCUGCUCUUUAUAGAAUUUUUGAAAAUCCGCAUCGUAACUAUGAUCCUUAUAAUCUGGAACGUUAUACUGAUCGAAUAAUUCGUUUUAUAGAAUUCUGUAAAUAUACAUUGAAAUAUGUUUCACCAUUAUUGGCCUAUCGAUUAUAUUAUCAAACACAAAAUACAGAAUCUUCAUCAUCAUCAUCAUCAUUACUAUCAUUAUUAGCAAAUAGUACAUAUGUACGUCUUAUAAUGGCCUUUACAUCUAUUUAUAUUAUGGCAAAUUUAUUACGUGGAUUUUCACGUUCAAUUAAUCCUAAUUAUUGUCAAUUUAUUCGUACAUUUAAAAUUGCAUCCACAUCAUUCCGUGCCGAUCAUCGUGAUGAUGAUGAUGAUGAUGAAUUUCGUAAACGAAUAAUUGAUGCUCGUAAUAUAAUACGUGAAAAAUAUGAUUAUGAUUUUCAACAUUGGCCUAUUGAUUUUGAAUGGACACAAGGUAGAUAUUGUUAUGAACGUCCAGCAAAAUUAUUACCAGUACAAGAAGCUUGUCAUGAAACAUUGAAUGAAGGUCCAGUUGUAAAUAUGGUAUCAUAUUUGAUGGCCAAUUCUAUUGGACGAAUCUUACUCUAUCCAGGAUCGAUUGGUUUGUUACAAAAAGUUCUUGAAAAUAAUUUGAUAACUGGUCGUCAUUUUCUAAUGGAAAAUUAUCAAGCAAAACGUUUUAAAUUGCUUGCACGAGACCAAAAUCAAAUUGAUGUCAUUUUUGUUGAUAAACGUAAUCCAAAUAAUCAAACUCAUCGUGGUAAUACAUUAGUUAUUACCUGUGAAGGUAAUGCUGGUUUCUAUGAAAUUGGAUCGGUCACAACACCAAUUAAUUUAAACUAUUCGGUUAUUGGAUGGAAUCAUCCGGGAUUCGGUGGCAGUACUGGAUCACCUUUUCCACAAAAUGAAAUAAACGCAAUGGAAGUUGUCAUCAAUUUCGCUGUAACUAAAUUGAAUUUCAAAUUAGAAAACAUUCUAAUAUUUGGCUGGUCGAUUGGUGGUUUUCCGGCUGCAUGGGCUGUAUCGAAUUAUCCCGAAUUAAAAGGUAUCAUACUUGAUGCAAGUUUUGAUGAUGUACUUCCAUUGGCACGUUCACGAAUGAUGCCAUUUCUUGCACCGAUUGUUGAUUCUACCAUAAGAAAUUAUUUCAAUCUAAAUAUAUCAUCAUAUUUAAAUCGUUAUCAAGGUCCGAUUAGAUUUAUUCGACGAUUAAAAGAUGAAAUCAUUCCAAUCGAUUCAACAAGGCCAUUAUUAACAAAUCGUGGUAACUAUUUGUUAAUCAAAUUAUUAAAAUCACGUUUUCCACGUUUAAUGUUACAUGAAGAUAUUAGUGAUGAAGUAGAACAAUUUCUUCAUUCAGAAAAUUAUGGUUAUUUACUAAGAAAAGUUGAUGAUACAAAAGUAAUGGAAGCAUUAUCACGUUAUUCACAGAAAUAUGGUGGUGUAAAAGAAUAUCCAAUCGAAAUUGAUGUCGAUACUGAAUUAGAGAUAAGUAUGUUAUUGGGACAACAAAUUAUUCUUUUUUUGUGUCGUGAAUUAAUGACUCAAUUUGAUUCAACUCAUUGUACACCAUUACCGCCUAGUUUAUUUAUCGAACCAGUCGAUAUAUUAUCAAUGAUUAAAAGAGCCUGAUGAUUGUUACAUUUGUAUUAAAAAAAAAAAUCUUAUGUUUUAUCAUCUGAUCAAAUAUCAUUGUCAUUGUCGAUGUAUGUGUUUUGUUAAAUAAA